CCCUGGAACUUACAUAAUUCCCAGGACGACCUCAUGCUCGCACCUGACGCGCCGCCGGUCAGUGUUGGUCCAGGCUGCUGCUCGCCAUCAUGCCCUGCUGUGAUCUGAAAUGCGGGCUCAUCACAGGGACAGUGCUGGGCGCCCUGAUCGCCGUGCUGGGCGGGAUUCUCAUCCCUGUAGGCAACACGUUAAUUGAAAACACCGUGCAUACGGAAACAGUGUUGGAAAACGGGACUUUAGCAUUUGACACCUGGACGUCUGUAGACACGCCAAUGUACAGGCAGUUUUGGCUGUUUGACGUGCAGAACCCUGAUGACGUUUUAAGUCAAGGGGCCAAACCUGUGCUGGUGCAGAAAGGACCGUACACGUACAGGACGCGUUUUAUCCCCAAAACAAAUAUCACCUUCACUGAUAACUACACUGUGUCCUUUGUGCUGCCGUUGGGAGCCAUCUUUGAGCCUAGCAUGUCAGUAGGCACAGAGGAGGACGUAUUCACAUCGCUCAAUCUAGCUGUAGCAGGUGUUUACAGUUUACUAAAUCAUACACUUGCAAACUGGCUCAUCCAGAGCUCCGGUUCCACACUCUUCCAGAACAGGACUGUUAAGGAAUUGUUGUGGGGCUACAAAGACCCAAUGCUGGGCAGCACGCUUGGAGUUUUUUAUCCAUACAAUGACACCAUCGAUGGACCAUACACUGUAUUCACAGGCAAAGAUGACAUCAAUAAGGUAGCCACGAUUGAAAGCUGGGCAGGUGAACCAUCGCUGAGUUACUGGAACGACACUUAUUGCAACAAGAUAAACGGAACAGGAACCCCAGUAUUACUCUCUCUACCCCACUUCCUCUAUGGCAGCAAUGAUCUCCAUCAAGGUGUGAUCGGACUGAACCCAAACUUUGAUGAGCACUCCAUAUUUCUGGAUGUAGAACCGAUUACAGGUUUCACUCUGAGAUUUGCAAAAAGACUUCAGGUCAACAUGCUGUACGGCCCAUCGGAUAGUAUUGUAAUUUUGAACAAAAUCAAGGACUACACAGUUUUCCCUAUUUUAUGGGUAAACGAGACGGCAGUUCUGGACGAUGAGACGGCCGACAUGUUCAAGAAAGAGCUGAUUUCUCGGAUGGACCUGUUGGAGGGGUUUCAGAUCGGACUCAUAGUGGUUGGCUUAGUCUUAUUCGCCAGCUGUUUGAUCGGAUUGAUUGUGGUGUGCACGAAACCGAGCAAUAACAAAUUUCUUUGAUUGUUAAAUAAAGGGAGGGAUGCUUGGUGCUUUCCGUGUUUGAUUUUUUUGAUAGCGCACUUUGUGGGAAUUGUAUAUUGUAAUUGUUAUUUGCACUCAGAGUACCGCAAUUCUAUUUAUAUAAUUUA
Messenger RNA from Sinocyclocheilus rhinocerous, 1360 nucleotides. Its product is annotated as platelet glycoprotein 4-like. The transcript has 10 exons. The record is from RefSeq and is a predicted model, not a curated record. The coding region runs from base 90 to 1232 and encodes 380 amino acids. Gene Ontology annotation, biological process: long-chain fatty acid import into cell; receptor-mediated endocytosis; lipoprotein transport. Gene Ontology annotation, cellular component: cell surface; caveola; cytoplasm. Lineage: Eukaryota; Metazoa; Chordata; Actinopteri; Cypriniformes; Cyprinidae. Gene Ontology annotation, molecular function: scavenger receptor activity; low-density lipoprotein particle receptor activity; low-density lipoprotein particle binding.